Molecule: messenger RNA, 1573 nt
Organism: Austrofundulus limnaeus
Lineage: Eukaryota; Metazoa; Chordata; Actinopteri; Cyprinodontiformes; Rivulidae
Gene: hpdb
Product: 4-hydroxyphenylpyruvate dioxygenase b
Biological process (GO): L-tyrosine catabolic process
Cellular component (GO): endoplasmic reticulum membrane; Golgi membrane
Molecular function (GO): 4-hydroxyphenylpyruvate dioxygenase activity
Source: RefSeq, a predicted model, not a curated record
UCAACGACGAGCAACAUGACGACUUACACAGACAAAGGAGAAAAGCAUGAGCAGGGCAGGUUCCUCUGCUUCGAUCACAUAACCUUCUGGGUUGGAAAUGCAAAGCAGGCUGCAUCAUAUUACUGCAACAAGCUGGGAUUCGAGCCCUUGGCUUACCGAGGUUUGGAGACAGGCAGCCGUGAGGUGGUGUCCCACGCAGUCAAACAGGGGAAGAUCAUUUAUGUGUUUUCAUCUGCUCUCAAUCCUGACAACAAAGAGAUGGGUGAUCAUUUGGUGAAGCAUGGAGAUGGAGUAAAGGACAUUGCGUUUACAGUGGAAGACUGUGACUUCCUGGUUCAGAAAGCCCGGGAGCGAGGGGCUGUUAUCAUGAAGGAGCCUCACACUCUGGAGGACAAGUGGGGGAAAGUCAGAGUAGCUGUGCUUCAAACGUAUGGCGACACCACACACACAUUUGUGGAGAGGACGGGCUACACCGGGCUGUUCCUACCUGGUUUUCACACCACUCUGUUCAAGGACCCUUUUCUGGCCAAGCUACCUGCAGGAAAGCUGGACUUCAUCGAUCACGUUGUGGGGAACCAACCGGAUGAUGAGAUGGUUCCAGUUGUAGAAUGGUACCGCAAGAACCUUCUCUUCCAUCGCUUCUGGUCCGUGGACGACAAACAGCUGCAGACUGACUUCAGUGCCCUGCGCUCCAUCGUCGUGGCAAACCAUGAGGAGACGGUGAAGAUGCCCAUCAAUGAGCCUGCAAUGGGAAAGAGGAAGUCCCAGAUUCAGGAAUAUGUGGAGUACUACGGAGGAGCAGGGGUGCAGCAUAUUGCCAUGAACACAUCAGAUAUAAUAACAGCUAUCCGUAACCUGAAGGAGCGCGGCAUGGAGUUCAUGUCUGUGCCGGACACCUACUACGACCAGCUGAGGGAGAAGCUGAAACACGCAAAGAUCCAAAUAUCUGAGGACCUGGAUGUCCUGCAGGAGCUGAAGAUCUUGGUGGACUACGAUGACAAGGGCUAUUUACUGCAGAUCUUCACCAAGCCGGUCCAGGAUCGCCCCACUGUGUUCUUAGAGGUCAUCCAGAGACACAAUCACCAGGGUUUUGGUGCAGGAAACUUCAAGUCUCUUUUUGAAGCUAUUGAAGCGGAUCAGAACGCUAGAGGAAAUCUGACAGUUCUCACACCAAACGGAGAUUUAAAACAAAUGUGAACCUAACCGCAAAUAAAGUCUGCUCAAGUUCUCACACAUGCUACACCAGUACUUUAAACUAGUUACACAGUAAGAAAAUAUCAGUAAAUGUAAUUAUCUUUGUUUUUUCCUUGAACUUUUAUUUCUUUUAGUGUCACUUUACAGUUUUAUGAAUUCACAGAGAAAUUGUCACAAGUUAAAAGGCGUGGUUAUAAAAUAUUAACAGGGAAAACAUUCCAAGCUUGACUCAAGCAAAACCCAUUUAAAGCUCUCGUAAAUGAAAACAUAUCUGCAAUCAGGACAAAGAAGUCAAAAGACCUUUUCAUGUAGAGACAUUCUGCAAAAAGUCUGAAGGUCCAUUACUUUUCCUUUUGCUGAAAUAAAUACUUUGAAUGUG